This is a messenger RNA of Vidua macroura (Pin-tailed whydah), 755 nucleotides long. RefSeq names its product small integral membrane protein 15 (gene SMIM15). NCBI's taxonomy places the organism in Eukaryota, Metazoa, Chordata, Aves, Passeriformes, Viduidae. The coding region runs from base 277 to 501 and encodes 74 amino acids. The record is from RefSeq and is a predicted model, not a curated record. The transcript is spliced from 3 exons.
GAGUUUUGUGGGGAGUUUUAUUUUCCUUCUAUUAGCGGUAGUACGGUAAAGGUCGUCAUCCCGGUGCCAGCACCCGGUUGGCUCUGCAGAUGUCAGGGCUUGGAAGCGCUGCGGGAGAGCCGAGACACGGGGCAGGGCGGCACGGACCCGCAGUGAGUCAAUUGGAGGCAAUGAAAGCACCGUGUUUGGCCAGGGAGCUCGGCUCGCCCUUUCGCCGCUCGGCAGGCCCGGAGGGUGCCCGGGGCCGCAGGUUUUCUCAAUAGGAAAACAGAAAAGAUGUUUGAUAUUAAGGCUUGGGCUGAGUACAUCGUGGAGUGGGCUGCCAAGGACCCCUACGGCUUUCUCACAACUGUGAUCCUGGCUCUCACGCCACUGUUUGUAAUUAGUGCAGCGCUGUCAUGGAAGCUUGCAAAAAUGAUUGAGGCCCGGGAACGAGAGCUGAAGAAGAAACAGAAACGCCAGGAGAACAUUGCAAAGGCCAAACGAACAAAGAAGGAUUAAAUGGGCAAAAAUGGCCUUGUGCAAGGAAUCCACUUUUAAAAUGAAAUACUUGUACAUUUUGUGUUGCAAUUGUCCUUUGAUACUUGAUCCUGUUAUUUCUUGAAGUAUGAAAUUUAAUACUUCCAGUGUAUUUUUUUCCUGCUGAUUUGUGUUAAAAUUUGCCCAAGCGACACUUGUUAAUUAUAUUUACUACUUGUAUUCUAGUGCAGGUUGCUUUUCUAAAUUUGCAUGUUAAAUUAAAAAAUUAACCUCUU